AUGGCGCCGGCGCAGACUCCAUUUCCCAGGAGCCCCCGCGCGGGCCGGGCCCGACCCAGCCACCGGGUGCGCGCGGCGCCGUGGGGAGGGGGGGGCGUGGCUCCGCGGGCGGCGCGGCCCAGUCCGUUGCGCGGCGGCGGCGGGGGCGGGCGGGCUUGCGGCGGCGGGCGGCCGGUGCGGGCCCGGCCCUGCCCUGCCCUGCCCCGCCGCGGCGGCGCCUCCCCGCGCCCUUCCCGGCAGGCUGUCGGCAUGGCGGGAGCGACGCCACCGGCGGGGCCAGCCACCUCCCGAGCCGGGGGUCCGGGCACAGCCGACCAGCCCUACGCCUGCCGGGAGUGCGGGAAGGCCUUCAGGUGGUCGUCCCGCCUGGCCCACCACCAGCGCAGCCACACGGGCGAGCGGCCCUACAAGUGCCCCGAGUGCCCCAAGGCCUUCAAGGGCUCCUCCGCUCUCCUCUACCACCAGCGGGGCCACACGGGUGAGCGGCCCUACGCCUGUCCCCAGUGCGGCAAGGCCUUCAAGCGCUCCUCCCUGCUGCAGACCCACCAGCGGGUUCACACGGGGCUGCGGGCCUUCGAGUGCGCCCAGUGCGGCCUCACCUUCAAGUGGGCGUCCCACUACCAGUACCACCUCCGCCAGCACACCGGCGAGCGGCCCUACCGCUGCCCCGCUUGCCCCAAGGCCUUCAAGAACUCUUCCAGCCUCCGCCGUCACCGUCACACCCACACCGGCGAGCGGCCCCACGCCUGCCCCGUCUGCGGCAAAGCCUUUGCCCAAGCCACCAACCUCCGACAGCACCAGCGGGUCCACACCGGCGAGCGGCCCUACGCCUGCCCCCAGUGCGGCAAGACCUUCACCCACUCCUCCAACCUCCUCCUCCACCGCCGCACCCACGCCGGCGCCCGGCCCCACGAGUGCCCGACCUGCGCCAAGGCCUUUGUCUCUGACGCCUGCCUGCAGAAACACCUCCAGAGCCACGCUGCCGUGCCGCCGCUCCUCCCAGCACCCACCGCAGCACCAGAGACACUCUGGAGUUGCUCUGCCUGCCCGCUGAGUUUCACCAGUGAGGAAGAGCUGCUGGGUCACCAAGGCAGCCAUCCGGUGACAGCGGAGAGCCCUCCGGCUGCCCCCCACCACUGCCCCACCUGCGGCAAGACCUUCAAGAACAGCUCAGGGCUGUCCCGGCACCGGCACGGCCACGCUGCUGAGCGGCCCUUCAAGUGCACCAUCUGCCCCAAAACCUUCACCCAGCUGGCCGGGCUGUUGGGUCACCAGCGCAGCCACCCCACCGCUGUCCCACCGCAUCCCCCCCCUGAGGCUCCUGACCCCCCGGCAGUGCCCCAGCCCGCCCCAGAGCGCCCUUACCAAUGCACUGAGUGUGGCAAAGCCUUCAAGGGCUCCUCGGGGCUGCGUUACCACAUGCGGGACCACACGGGUGAGCGGCCCUACGCCUGCCGCGAGUGCGGCAAGGCCUUCAAGCGCUCCUCCCUCCUCCAGAUCCACCAGCGGGUUCACACGGGGCUGCGGGCCUUCGAGUGCGCCCAGUGCGGCCUCACCUUCAAGUGGGCGUCCCACUACCAGUACCACCUCCGCCAGCACACCGGCGAGCGGCCCUACCGCUGCCCCGACUGCCCCAAAGCCUUCAAGAACACCUCCUGCCUCCGCCGCCAUCGCCAGCUCCACACCGGCGAGCGGCCCCACGCCUGCCCCGUCUGCGGCAAAGCCUUUGCCCAAACCUCCAACCUCCGACAGCACCAGCGGGUCCACACCGGCGAGCGGCCCUACGCCUGCCCCCAGUGCGGCAAGACCUUCACCCACUCCUCCAACCUCCAGCUCCACCGCCGCACCCACUCUGCCGCCCGCCCCUACCGCUGCCCGCUCUGCCCCAAGGCCUUUGUGAUGGCCUCCUACCUCCAGCGCCACCUCCGCACCCACACCCCCGGGCCCCGUGGGACCCCCCGCCGCCCCCUGACACCCUCCCCCGAAGCCCAGACCUUCCUGCUGGUGCAGACUCCCCAGGGUCUGCAGCUCAUCCCCAGCCCCCCGGCGCCCCCACGGAAGCUCUUCCUGCUGCCCAGCCCCCCAGCCGAGCCCCCUGCCUUCACCCUCCUGCCCACUGAGGGUCCCCCGUCCCAGGUGGGGAAGGGUCCCCGGGCACCGGGACCCUCCGCCACCGGGCAGAGCAUCCUGUUGGUACCCGGCACGGGGCAGGCGCUGCCCGGCGUCCAGCUCCAGGCGGUGGCGGGGGCCCCGGCGGGGGCCAGCGUCAUUGUUCUGAGGGGUGGCAUCAGUGGUGUCAUUCCCCCACGGGGGCCGCAGCCCCCCGAGGUCACCAGCGUCCAGCUGCAGGCAGCCGAGGUGACCAACGUCCAGCUCCAAGCCCUGCCACAACCCUUGGAGGUCACCAACAUCCAGCUGCAAGCUGCCGAGGUGACUAAUGUCCAGCUCCAAGCCACAGAGGUGACAAGUGUCCAGCUCCAAGCCCUGCCACAGCCCUUGGAUGUCACCAACAUCCAGCUCCAAGCCAGUGAGGUGACAAACGUCCAGCUCCAAGCCCUGCCACAGCCCUCCAAGGUGACCAACAUACAGCUCCAAGCCAGUGAUGUGACCAAUGUCCAGCUCCAAGCCCUGCCACAGCCUUUGGACGUCACAAACAUCCAUCUCCAAGCCGCCGAGGUGACAAAUGUCCAGCUCCAGGCCCUGCCGCAACCCUUGGAUGUCACCAACAUCCAGCUCCAAGCCAGCGAGGUGACAAAUGUCCAGCUACAAGCCCUGUCACAGCCCUCCAAGGUGGCCAACAUCCAGCUCCAUGCUCUGCCACAACCCUCGGAUGUCACCAACAUCCAACUGCAGGCCACAGAGGUGACAAAUGUCCAGCUGCAAGCUCUGCCACAACCCUUGGAUGUCGCAAAUAUCCAGCUCCGAGCCCUGCCACAACCCUCUGAGGGCACAAGCAUCCAGCUGCAAGGCACCGAGAUGACAGAUGUGCAGCUCCAAGCCCUGCCACAAUCCUCCAAGCUGACCAACAUCCAGCUCCAAGCCCUGCCACAACCCUUGGAUGUCACCAACAUCCAGCUGCAGGCCACCGAGGUGACCAACCUCCAGCUCCAAGCCCUGCCGCAGCCCUCAGAGGUGCCCAGUGUCCAUCUCCAGGCCACGGAGGUGACAGAUGUCCAUCUCCAAGCCACAGAGGUACCCAGCGUCCAGCUACAGACCACGGAGGUGACAAAUGUCCAUCUCCAGACCACCAAGGUACCUGACGUCCAUCUCCAAGCCACAGAGGUGUCCAACGUCCAUCUCCAAACCACAGAGGUCCCCAGUGUCCCUCUCCAAACCACGGAGGUCCCCAGCGUCCAUCUCGAGGCUGCAGAGGUGCCCGACAUCCAUCUCCAGGCCACAGAGGUGCCCAACAUCCAGCUCCAGGCCAUGGAGGUGGCCAACAUCCAGCUGCAGACCACAGAGGUGCCCAGUGUCCAUCUUGAAACCACUGAGGUGCCUGAUGUCCAUCUCGAAACCACAGAGGUGCCCAACAUCCAUCACCAAACCAUGGAGGUACCCAGUGUCCAUCUCCAGGCCACAGAGGUGCCCAGCAUCCAUCUCCAGGAUGCAGAGGUGACCACUGUCCAGCUGCAAGCCACUGAGGUGCCCAGCAUCCAUCCCCAAACCACUGAGGCAACAAAUGUCCAUCUCCAGGCUGCAGACAUGCCCAGUGUCCAUCUCCAGACCCCUGAGGUGCCCAGUGUGUGUCACCAAACCACUGAGGUGCCCAGUGUCCAUCUCCAAGUCACGGAGGUGCCCAGUGUCCAUCUUCAGACCACAGAGAUGACCAGUGUCCAUCUCCGAGACACCAAGGUGUCCAGUGUCCGUCACCAUAUGAUGGAGCUGCCCAACAUCCAUCUCAAGAUCACGGAGGUGCCCAACAUCCAACUGAAGACAAUGGAGGUGACAAAUGUCCAUGUCCAGGCCACUGAGGUGCCCAGUGCCUGUCACCAAAUGGUGGAGGUGCCCAGUGUCCAACUCAAGACCAUGGAGGUGCCUGACAUCCAACUCAAGACCAUGGAGGAAGUGGCUGACAUCCAACUCAAGACCGUGGAGGUGCCUGAUGCCCAACUCAAGACCGUGGAGGUGCCCAACGUCCAGCUCAAGACCGUGGAGGUGCCCAGUGUCCAUCUCAAGACCGUGGAGGUGCCCAGUGUCCAUCUCAAGCCCGCGGAGGUGACCAAAGUCCAUCUCCAGGCUGCGGAGGUGUCCAGUGUCCAGCCGGAGGCCCCCGAGGUGCUCGUGGCAGGGGGGGGCCCAUCUCCCUCCCCAUCCCCACGGCUGGCGGUUGUGGGGGCGGCUGGGGGGCUGCCCCCCGUGCUGCUGCUGCGGGGGGCCGGGGGGGAACCUGCCCGCCUCUGCCUGCAGGCGCUGGCCCAGCUGCCCCCCCCCGGCCCUCCCCGGAUCCUCUUGGUCCGGGGUGAGCCGGUGCCAGGGGGCAGUAGUGGGGGACAGCCCCCCCCCCCGGCCAGGGGGACAUCUGGGGGUGGCAGCGGUGGGGGGGGAACAGGGACGGGACCCUCUGCCCCGGAACUGCCCAGUGUCCCACUGGUUCACACCUUCUGAGGGGGGGACGGACCCUCUGGGACCCCCCCCAGGCCUCCUCUUUGUGGUCAGCCUGGGUUUCCAUAGAUGCACAUCUUCUGGGGGGGAGGAGGGGGCCGGACCCUCAUGACCCCUAGGGCCCCCCAAAGUCACCCAGGAUGCCCCAUGGCUCCCCCCCCCCAGCCACCCCUGUUGGGGGGGAGAGGGGGGGGGUGUCUUUGCCCUGGAGCCCCGAGGGUGUGGGGGACGCCGGGGUCCCCGUGGGGGGGGGGGGUCGGGCCCUGGACGCCUGGGUCCGCCGUGGGCGUGGUCAAUAAACGGUGCCGACCCCCCCACACCCCCCA
This is a messenger RNA of Tyto alba (common barn owl), 4928 nucleotides long. RefSeq names its product zinc finger protein 628. The record is from RefSeq and is a predicted model, not a curated record. The transcript is spliced from 2 exons. Lineage: Eukaryota; Metazoa; Chordata; Aves; Strigiformes; Tytonidae. The coding region runs from base 1 to 4605 and encodes 1534 amino acids.